CCAUUAGCCGGUGAUUAUCAUGAUCAAAAGGAUGUUCCAAGUGAAAAUGAUUAUUCUAUUUCUUUAAGAAUUCAACUUGGAGAUUUUGUUUAUUCUACUUCUGGCGAUUUAGAUGGACAAGACAACAGUUCUAAAUUUGGUUAUCUUUAUCAUAAUGUAGAAUCUUCAUAUAAAGAUGUUGUUGGAGAAGUAGAUUUAUAUAAAGCUAACCAUCAUGGAUCAGAACACUCUAAUAAUGCUGAAUGGUUAGGAGUUCUUAAACCAACAGUUUCAUUAAUUUCAUGUGGUCAUGGUAAUCUUUAUAAAUAUCCAACUGAGCCAGCUGUUUCUUUAAUGAAUAAGUAUUCAAAGAAGAUUUAUUUGACUGAAGAUUGUAAUGCUGCAGUCACCGAUAAAUUUGAUAAAAUUGUAAUUGUUGGUAAUGAAAUAAUUGUUCAUUACCCAAUAGGUGGAUCUACAUUUACUGUUACUGACCUUAAUAACACUUUUAAAAUACAUAUAAUGUAG
Molecule: messenger RNA, 507 nt
Organism: Entamoeba dispar SAW760
Lineage: Eukaryota; Evosea; Mastigamoebida; Endamoebidae
Exons: 1
Source: RefSeq, a predicted model, not a curated record